Gordionus sp. m RMFG-2023 is the source of this 1342-nucleotide messenger RNA. Its product is annotated as zinc finger C4H2 domain-containing protein-like. NCBI's taxonomy places the organism in Eukaryota, Metazoa, Nematomorpha, Gordioida, Chordodea, Parachordodidae. Gene Ontology annotation, biological process: positive regulation of neuron differentiation. Gene Ontology annotation, cellular component: nucleus. Bases 33 to 1103 code for a protein of 356 amino acids. The transcript has 5 exons. The record is from RefSeq and is a predicted model, not a curated record.
GUCUCGGUCAUAUCGAUAACAUGUGAUUCAGAAUGAGUGAUAAAAUGGAAAUCUACACCAAACUUGAGUGCAUUAAGAAUGCCAGAGAUAAAAUUAAGCAUAUGGAGUUUUUAAAAAAAAAGAUAUUUAAGUUUUAUGAAUAUUAUCAACAAGAGGGAGAGAAUAUUGACGAAUAUAAUAAAGAAAUGGAAGAAUUAUACAGGGAAAAAAUGUUUCAUGUUGAAGAGCUAAGAUUAAUACACACCGAUAUUAAUUUGAUGGAAUUAGUUUUAAAACAAUCAAAUGAACAUAAAACAUUUUGUGUUUAUGAAACGAAAAAGUUGUAUGAUGAUUUAUUAUACUCACAAAAAAUAUUGGAUGAUAUAAAGUUGUCAUUAGGUAUUGAAAGUGACCUAAUAAAAGAAAUUCAAGAUAACAUUUCCUUAAAUCCCAAAGAGGCUGAGAUGCUUCAAAGCCUGUUUCAAAAGCACACUUUACCUAUCCACGAUGCUUUAGCCAACAACCUAAAUUGUAAUCAGACAUUUCAAAAUUUACAUCAUUCACUAUCUAAAAAAUCUCAACAAAAUGCUUUAUCCUUUGUAGAUAGUCAAAAUCAGACUAACAAUGAAUAUAAAUCAAUUAAAAAAUCAACCAUCUCUCAAUGUGAAGAGGCUUAUAAUAAUGCUAUUUCAAAUUUUGCAAAAGACAUUUCCCCCCAUCCUACACCUUCAUCAACUAACACCUUUGAAGGUACCUAUACAAAAUCAGGUUUGAAGAUAGAGAACACUCGAAAUUUUUUGUUAGAUAAGUUAAGCUUAAACCCUUUAAAUGUAGAUAGCAAGUCAUCAACAUCCAUGUUCAAUGCAUCUUAUACCUUCAAUUCUUUGAAUGGUUUAGGCUCAUCUAAUAUGAGUGGAACAGGUAGUUCUAUGAAUAGCCUGGUGGGAUCAGGAAGUUAUAUGAGACCUUCUUCUUCAGUUGCCUUUUUUAGGAACCAGCAACCACCUCCUAUGAAGACCUGCUUAUCAUGCCACCAACAGAUACACAGAAAUGCACCUAUUUGUCCGUUGUGUAAAGCUAAGAGUAGAUCAAGAAAUCCCAAAAAGCCUAAGAAAAAAUUUUAAUGGAUAUAUCAUUAGCAAGGCUUUCCAUUGAUAUUUUAUACUGAUUUUAUUUAAUGCACCUAUUUUUUUGUAGCGAUUAUUUACACAUUUUAUAAAUUAAAUUAUUGAAAACACAAUAUUCUAUUUCAUAAUCAUAUAGAUAUUAUACUCUGAAAAAUUUUAAAGCAUUUUGUUAUUGAUUUGUAUAUUUAAUAAGAUAUUCACAAUUCAUAACUAAUAAUUAUGGAGAGAUUAUCAAA